CUCCCAUAAAGCUCUCCCACACGUAGCUGCUGUGGGAUUGGGGCCGACAGCAAGUUCCGUUUUCUUUUUUUUUAAGUGGUAUUUCUGCAGACUGGAUAAACUUGUUUCCACCCCGAUAUGCUUGUAAACGGGAUAAUAACGACUCUCUAAUUGCAGCGGAAUGAAACUUUAAUACAUGAGGGCUGAUCUGAAAGAGUCUGUACAACUUUAUCCUGCGCAGUCCAAACACAACACGGAGGAGGAUCGGAAUUUACCGGUGACAAGUCUGAGAGUGAAAAGAGGAAAAAGAAGAGGAUCCACUCGCAGGAGAUUGCUUAUUUUAAGUCACAAGGAAAAGAAAUCUAGAUUUAACGCGUUUGGUGGUGGAUGAGAAGAUCUCCGGUGAAGAGACAGACCAAACUUUCCCCGCUCCUGCUUUGACUUCUGCUUGAAGAACAACUUCGACCAUGGCGAAAAAGUAUGAUUUCCUUUUCAAACUGUUACUCAUCGGGGACAGCGGAGUGGGAAAAACGUGUCUGAUCAUUCGUUUUGCUGAGGACAAUUUCAACUCUACGUACAUUUCCACCAUCGGAAUCGACUUUAAAGUAAAAACCAUUGAAGUGGAUGGAAAGAAAGUGAAACUGCAAGUCUGGGACACAGCAGGGCAGGAGAGAUUCAAGACCAUUACAACAGCCUACUACAGAGGAGCCAUGGGCAUCAUCCUGGUGUACGACAUCACUGACGAGAAGUCCUUUGAAAACAUUCAGAACUGGAUGAAGAGCAUCAGAGAAAAUGCAUCAGCUGGGGUCAGUCGGAUGUUACUAGGUAAUAAGUGUGACAUUGAGACAAAGCGGAAAGUUUCCAAGGAGACAGGAGAAAAGCUGGCCAAAGAUCACGGCAUCAGGUUCUUUGAGACCAGUGCGAAGUCCAGCAUUAAUGUCGAGGAGUCUUUUCUGGCUUUGGCACGAGACAUACUACAACAAUCCAGCAAGAAGCCAGGCCCCAGAGGUCAACAGGUGAAAAUCACCAGCAGCACAGAGAAAAAAUCCUCCAAGUGCGUUCUUCUCUAGACAUGAUUUCACUAGUGUAUGGAAGAAAGAACAUAGAAACUUAGGAGCGCCUGUGUUGACAAGGAAAAAUGUGGCAGGGUUUGCAAAUAUCAACGACAGAGAGGUGCUAAAGCUCUGUUAAACUACACUAUACUCCCUUUAUAAGUUCUUCCACAAGAAUUCUGCUGUCUCCAAAAUAAUAUAUGGAUAAAGCAGCCCCAGUUUUUCAGACUGAACAUAUCCUUUAUGUGACAUCUACUGCGAUAAACAUGAUUCCACAAAAAGUUGGAGUCUGACUCCGAGACCUUUAAAAAAAAAAAAAAAAAAGGUCCCCACCAUGGCACACAUUGCUGUCACUGACCGUAUAUCUUUCUCGCUUACGUUAUCGUUCCUACAACAGCACACCAGCACUUAAAAGAACUGCAGCUGUCUCUUAAUGCUACCAUUUCAUUCAUUUCUAAUGUGUGAGCAUGUGCAGGAGUAGCUUUAUGGAGCUCAGUUGGCCGUAAAACACUAAUGUGGUCUGUUUUGAUUCACUUGAUGGACACAGGGUUUUAUUUAGAGUUCAAGUGGUCAUAAGCAUCUGAGAAAUUGAGGUUUAAAUACUACUGGGGAAUUCAAAUUUAUUAAAGAGGACCUAUUAUGCAAAUUUGCAAAUUCAUAUUUUUUUGUCUUGGUCUCUGCUAAAGUAGCUUUACAUGAUUCACACCUUUUUUUAAAUGUGUGACCUUUGUGCAGACCUUCCCUUUAAGCCCACAUAAGGAAUAUGUGGGCUCUGACAUGUAUAAAACUGAGUUUUUGGCUCACAUGAAUUGCUUGCAAAAACAGUGACCUCAUUAUUAUAAGUUUUGGCAUUAGCACAGUGGCAUAUGCAUAACAAAAAGGAAAAGCAUGAUAGGUCUGCUUUAAGUUAUAAAUGAUAAAAUGACCAGAAUUGUUAGAGCGAAGGUAAAAACAUGACGUACACAUUAAUGAUGAAACAAGUUGGUCGCUGGACUUGAAUAUGAAACAAGUUCUGUGUAAAACAACGCCUUGUUUUAAUAGAUGAAUGGAUUGAGAAUGUGGAUAUAGAUAUUAGAUAUGGACAGUGAUAAGUGCAAUAUGAGAAGAUGAGUGGAGAGAUGGGAAAAAAAAAGAUGGAUUAAGCAAGUGAAUGGGCAGGAUGUAAAAGCCUAGGAAGCAGCAGCGUGUUCAUGUGUCCCUCAUAGCGAAUUGAUUUAGUGGGUCUUGCCUUUUAUCUGAAGUGCCUGGGAAAGCUCUUACUAAACGCUACCACAUAUUAGCGACAUCUGACAUGGCAGCCUCUCUGUUCAGGCAGUUUGAUGAUCGUUCAAAAUAACCGAUUGCAGGUCUUCAUCUGAUUCUGACAGAUCUUUUUUUUUCUCUACACACACGCUCUAAAUUUCUGUUUUCUUUUGUAAUUUCCUCCACAUUGUUAGUUUUCUUACACCUGCCAGAUUGUAUGCAAGACCUGACGCUUGAUGAAUAAAAUUGCAAAACUAUAAA
Messenger RNA from Maylandia zebra (zebra mbuna), 2534 nucleotides. It is a transcript of the gene rab13, whose product is annotated as RAB13, member RAS oncogene family. The record is from RefSeq and is a predicted model, not a curated record. Gene Ontology annotation, molecular function: GTP binding; GTPase activity. NCBI's taxonomy places the organism in Eukaryota, Metazoa, Chordata, Actinopteri, Cichliformes, Cichlidae.